UCCAUUUUUCCGCAAGCAAUGGAAUAAAGAUCUCACCUUGUCCCACAUCAGCAGAUCGCCUCCUCUCUCUCUCUCUCUCUCUCUCUCUCUCUCCAAACUGAGACUCGGUCUUCUCCUCUGUUUCAGUGUGUUUCAGUAACAUUGCCGCAACGAUCUCUUGCCCCUACUGAAUCUCGGCACCAAACCCAACCGAUUCCCCCAUAUAUCUGCCAGCCCAAAUCAUCCGGAUUCGAAUCGUGACGCAGCUUCUUCACCGAUGCUCCUUCGAUUCCACCGUCAGGAUUCGUAUACGUUGGUGAAGCUGAAGAGUGUCCUCGCUCGUCGGUGACGAGAAACAGAGCCCGCGGAAAAUGGAGUUCCAAGAAGCCGUCAUGAAGCUGACCACCCGCAAGCCCAAGGAACGAAACGGCGGCGGCGGCCCCAAGCUCAACAGGUGGGCCAUCGUCUCGUUUCGCAGGUCGCCCAAACCCAGCAAGCCGGCGAAGACCGACCCUCGUCGUCCAGAGGCCGUGCCCGACGAGUUCCUGUGCCCUGUUUCGGGGUCUCUCAUGGCCGACCCGGUCAUCGUCCCUUCCGGCCAUUCCUUCGAGCGAACCUCCGUCGAGGCCUGCAAGUCCCUCGGCUUCGUCCCGCCGGCUCUGGCCGGCCACGUCGCCGCGCCGGAUUUCUCCACGUUGAUCCCCAACCACGCCCUCAAGUCCACCAUUCUCAGCUUCUGCAGGAACCGCUCCCUGCCUCCUCCGGAGCCUCUCGAUUUGGCCUCCGCUUGUAAGCUCGUCGCGGGUUUGAUGUCCACGCGAAGCCACGAGACGGAGACGAAGCUCGCCCACGAUGCGGUUGACGAACGACGGGACUCGGUUCGCGAAGAAAGAGAAACGCCAGGUGCGAAAACAGAGUCUUCUCGGAGCCAUCAUCAGGACCCGCCAACGGCGGCUCAUUCCUAUUCGAGCUCCGACGACUCGGUGGCGACAACCCCCGCCUUCGAGUCGACCCCGCCGCUCCAGCUCACGGCCCGCCCGAGCUGCUGCUGCUCGUCGUCGUGCUCCUCCUCCGAGUUCGAGCCCACGAACCCGGAGGAGGAACAGCUCCUCGCGAAGCUCAAGAGCCCGCUGGUCUUCGACGUCGAAGAGGCGGUCAUGGCGCUCCGGGACGUGACGCGGACGAGCGAAGAGAGCCGAGUCUCGCUGUGCACGGCUCGCUUGCUCUCCUCCGUCAGGCCGCUCGUCGUCUCCAAGUACUGUGCCAUCCAGGUCAACUCGGUGGCGUCUCUGGUCAACCUGUCCCUCGCGGCGGUCAACAAGGUGAAGAUCGUGCGGUCCGGGAUCGUCCCCAACCUGAUCGACGUGCUCAAAGGGGGUUUCCCGGAGGCGGCGGAGCACGCCGCCGGCGCACUCUUCAGCCUAGCUCUCGACGACGGCAACAAGACGGCGAUCGGCGCGCUCGGCGCUCUGCCGCCGCUCCUCCACGCCCUCCGCUCGGGGAACGAGCGGGCCCGGGGCGACUCCGCCUCGGCCCUGUACCACCUCUCGCUCGUGCAGAGCAACCGGGUCAAGCUGGUGCGGCUCGGGUCGGUCCCGGUCCUCCUGGGCAUGGUCAGAUCGGGCCGCCUCGCGGGCCGGGCCCUGCUCGUGCUGGUCAACUUGGGCUCGUGCGCCGACGGCCGGGCCGCGAUGAUGGACGCGGGCGCGGUGGAGUGUCUGGUCGGGUACCUGUCGAGGGCGGCCGACUCGGCUCGGGACAACUGCGUGACCGCGCUGUACGAGCUGAGCCAGGGCGGGCUGCGGUUCAAGGGGUUGGCGAGGGCGGCGGGGGCGGCGGAGGCGCUGGAGAAGGUGGAGAGCGGGAGCUGGAGGGCGAGGGAGAUGGCGAGAAGGAUGGUGGAGAUGAUGGCUGAGAGGACGGAGGAGAUGGAAGGGGAGGAUGUGGAUUGGGAGAAGCUGCUGGAGGCGGGGACGCCGAGUCGGUGACUCGGCGGCGGCGGCGGCGGCGGGGCGGGCUAACUCGGUAUGGACUCGGUCGAGUUGUUGAUUUUCUUUUGUCAACUUUUGGAAUUUUGUUUAUGGGGGGUCUCUUCUUUUCUGGUCCCUUUUGAAGUGUAAUUAUCUGGGCAACAAUAUGCGGUGCGAUUAUGCAAAUUUUUUGUUUUCAUUUUUGCCGAUUUGGUCUUUAUUUGCGUCAUUUCUAUACUUU
This is a messenger RNA of Syzygium oleosum, 2190 nucleotides long. RefSeq names its product U-box domain-containing protein 40-like. The transcript has a single exon. Gene Ontology annotation, cellular component: nucleus; cytoplasm. The record is from RefSeq and is a predicted model, not a curated record. Gene Ontology annotation, biological process: protein ubiquitination. Gene Ontology annotation, molecular function: protein binding; ubiquitin-protein transferase activity. The coding region runs from base 351 to 1967 and encodes 538 amino acids. NCBI's taxonomy places the organism in Eukaryota, Viridiplantae, Streptophyta, Magnoliopsida, Myrtales, Myrtaceae.